CUGCGCACGUCGCUCGGUCCUAGAGGCUUGGACAAGAUGAUGGUGUCCUCAGACGGAGAGGUGACUGUCACUAAUGAUGGAGCGACCAUCCUCAAGUUGAUGGAUGUGGAGCACCAGAUAGGGAAACUGAUGGUGCAGCUGGCACAGAGUCAAGACGAUGAGAUCGGGGAUGGAACUACUGGGGUCGUGGUGUUGGCUGGUGCCUUGUUAGAGCAGGCUUCAAAUCUAUUAGACAAAGGCAUACAUCCGAUCAGAAUAGCCGAUGGGUUUGAAAUGGCAGCAGCAACAGCUGUAGCACACUUGGAAAGUAUCAGCGAGCCGUUCCCCGUCAAUAAAGACACAAGGGAGCAUCUUAUCAAAGUUGCUAUGACUACGCUCGGCAGUAAAGUAGUAGUGAAGUGUCACCGGCUCAUGGCUGAGAUAGCCGUCGAUGUGUAA
Messenger RNA from Danaus chrysippus (African queen), 438 nucleotides. NCBI's taxonomy places the organism in Eukaryota, Metazoa, Arthropoda, Insecta, Lepidoptera, Nymphalidae. The record is from the annotation of a GenBank genome assembly.